CUUGAGCGGGAGGAGGGAGGCUGUGCUGUGAGCGCGGACCGGGCGCAGGGCGCAGCGAAGCCCCAGGCACCCACCGACGGGCGCAGCGGAAGCGAGCCGAGCCGGGAGGCGCGCUCCGGGCCGAGAACCGAGCCGAGGCGACUCGGCCGCUGCAAGGACGCGCGGGCGCCCUCCCCGAGCCCUGCUCCCGCGCCUCGGCGCUCCGGCCAGCAUGAGGCUCCUGUCCGCCGCGCUGCUCCUGCUGCUCCUCGCGCUGUGCGCCGCGCGCGUGGACGGGUCCAAAUGCAAGUGCUCCCGGAAGGGGCCCAAGAUCCGCUACAGCGACGUGAAGAAGCUGGAAAUGAAGCCAAAGUACCCGCACUGCGAGGAGAAGAUGGUUAUCAUCACCACCAAGAGCGUGUCCAGGUACCGGGGGCAGGAGCACUGCCUGCACCCCAAGUUGCAGAGCACCAAGCGGUUCAUCAAGUGGUACAACGCCUGGAACGAGAAGCGCAGGGUCUAUGAAGAGUAGGGUGAAAAACCCCUGCUGGGAAAACUCCACACCAGAUGGGAGAUGAGCAAAGGACUUUGCUGUUAAAAAAAACAAAAACAAAAAACCCUUUCUUUCUCACAGGCGUAAGACACAGGUUAUAUAUUGUUACAAAGCACUUUUUACCAAGGGUCAGUUUUUACAUUUUAUAUAGUGUGUGGGAAAGGCUUCCAGAUGUGAGACCCACCUCGCUUGUGCUCCAGAUUUCAUCACACGCUGCUUUUUACUGAAAAGGGGGAAACUCAUGCCUUUCCUUUGUAAAAGAUGCUUUUUUGUAUUUGUCCAGACAUCACUAUACAUCUGAGCUUUAUAAGCACCUGGGAGGAUCAGGGAGCUUGGUUGAGACAUUUCAUAGCGGCACUGCUCGGUUCCUUAGCGCGGGAAGCUUCCGCCCAGAGGUCCUGGCGCCUCGGCUCAGCUGCCACGGGCUCCCCGGGCUCCUGGUCAGUCACAGCCUCAGGGGAGCUCUGCAGCGGCCCCACUCACCGGGCAAGCAAGAGCAGGUCUCUCUGCAUCUGUUCUUUGAGGAACUCGAGUCUGGCUGCCAGAGAAAUAAAAUGUGCUUCAUCCCCCUACACUCUAGGAAGCAUUUCCAGAUCCUGGGAUGGCGAAGCAAGUGGUCCUUAAGGAGGGGAUUGGGUGUUCUCUCCCACCUGAGGGUUUGUGAAAGGUUCACCGCUUCAAUAUUUAAUGCUUUAGAAGCACGCAUAGUUCCCGACACGGUUAGUGAAAACCUUAGGAGAAAAUUUAAAAAUUCACAAAUACAUGCACAACAUCCGGCUACAGACACAUGUGGUAUUGACGUGGGAGAACCUUCCAAGCAUGCUCCUUUCCCGUACCUCGAUGGAACGUGCAAUACGGAAGCAACCUACCUGUGACUCCCCACGUGAUUCUUCAACGUUAAGCAGUGCCAGCCUCUUCUGAAAGCUAAGACGACCACAUGCCCUGUCCUUUGUAAAUACACUCUUAAGAACGCCCCCUGCACACACUGCCCCUUCAGUAUAUGCCGCAUUGUACUGCUGUGUCAUAUGCUAUGUAAAUGUCAGAAACCACUAGUGUUGCAUGCAGGUUUCAUAUUCUUUCUAAGACAAAAAGAAAAGUAAUAAAAUAUAUUUGAAAUGUACCAAAA
Messenger RNA from Manis pentadactyla (Chinese pangolin), 1658 nucleotides. RefSeq names its product C-X-C motif chemokine ligand 14 (gene CXCL14). The coding region runs from base 212 to 511 and encodes 99 amino acids. The transcript is spliced from 4 exons. Lineage: Eukaryota; Metazoa; Chordata; Mammalia; Pholidota; Manidae. Gene Ontology annotation, biological process: antimicrobial humoral immune response mediated by antimicrobial peptide; cell chemotaxis. Gene Ontology annotation, molecular function: chemokine activity. The record is from RefSeq and is a predicted model, not a curated record. Gene Ontology annotation, cellular component: extracellular region.